AUGGAUGAGGAGAAGAGUUUGCCCUCUAGUUUGACACUGGACCAUGGGAAGAAAGCGCUCCCUUGGCGCUUUGCGGGUCAACAGCUGUUGGCCGUGACCUUGGCGACGGUGUGCAGUCUCGUGGAUGCUUUCGCAUCGGGCCUCAUUCUGUUUCCCAGAUAUCAACAGGAUCAUUUGGGGAUCUGCAUGGUAAUGAUGUCAACGGCUGUGAGUCAGUUGGUCUUUGCUGUGCUCCAGCCAGACGUGCCCCUGGUCUCGUUGUUCAUCGUGGAGAACAUCCCGAUGCUCCACGCCAUGGCGAGCUCCGCGGCACAUCACCUCAAAGCCGAGCGGCCCCAGGCGGUGAUUCCCACCACGCUGGCGCUCUACACAGCUGCCACGCUUCUGACGGCCAUGGCCUUCUUGUUAUGUGGCUAUUUCAAGAUGGCACGAGUCUUCAAGUCCCUUCCAAAGCCAGUGUUGAUGGGAUGCUUGGGUGGCAUGGGCAUCUAUUUUGUGUUCUACGGCCUGGGCACCAGCACCGGAAUCGACUGGUCCUGGACCUUGGCGUCGUUCCGAGACCAGCUGAGACAUUGGCAGCAACUGCUGGUGACCGUCGUAUUGGAAUCGCUGCUGCUGUACUUCUUGGAACGAGCCAAGAAAAAGGACCUGGUGGGUGUGGUUCUACCAAGUUUCUUCCUCGCCGUGAUGGCUGGAAGCUGGGUGAUCUUGGCCGUCAGCGGCCGUUCCCUCGAAGAAGCACAGAACAGUGGCUGGUUCUUUCAGAAGAUUCCGUCCAACGAGCCGUACUUUACCUUCGAGUACAUCAAAAGCGUUGAUCUCGUGGCAUGGAAUGUUUUUCCAGAUCAGCUGCCUUUGUUCAUCGGCAUCAUGCUGUUCAGUUGCUUGCAUGUCCCUGUGAAUGUGCCGGCCUUGGCGGCAGUCACAAAAGGCAAGCAGGACAUCGACGCUAGCCUGAUGGCCCAUGGUGUGGCCAAUUUGCUAUCUGCCUGCUUUGGGUCCUUACAGACCUACAUGACCUUUUCCUCCAGUUUCUUGUAUUACAAGUGCGGUGGACGAGGACAGGUGAGCAGCAUUCUGCUGGCCUUGCUGUUACUGUGGUGUAUUCCUUGGAUCCCCAGCAUCAUCAUCCGCUUGCCACGAGUAGUGGCCGGGUGUUUGAUGAUGCACAUCGGUGUAGAGCUGUUCUUCGAAUCGGUCGUGGACACCCUACCUGGCCUGGAUUGGUUGGAGUGUAUCAUGCUUGUGGCCAUAGCACUGAUGUGUAACGUCGACUUCGUCUCGGGUUUCCUCCUGGGUCUUUUCUGCGCCUGCAUGGCAUUUGUGGCGCAGACCUCCAUGUCAGAGCCGGUGCAACUCACCUUCUAUCCCGGGAAGGGACUGAGAUCUCGAGUGCUACGGAGCAAAACUGAAACGCAGAUCCUGGAGGAUUAUGACCGCAGCGCUGGAUUUUUGAUUCUCAGGUUGCAAGGCGUCUUAUUUUUUGGCAACGCUCACUCCUUGCUCGAACAUGUGGAGAAUGUACGUUGCAGUGCUGUGAUCAUCGACUUCGCACAAGUCACCUCUAUGGACUCCACUAGCUUCGUAGAACUGGAGAUGGCGGCAAAGAUGUUGCAGCAACAACAGGUGACAUUGAUUUGUAGUGGCCUUCGGGAUCUCUGCAAGGUCAAGCGCUAUCCUGAGCUAUUGACUCAUGCUAUCUUCGUGAAGACUAUGGAGGAGGGCGUGACGCAGCUGGAGCAGUCCGCCCUCUCUGAGGCGGGGGACAGCCCCACCAGCGUCAGCAGCCACCGCGCACGCGAGCGCACGGCCAGCGCGCACGCGGCCAGCACUGCCAUGGUCCAAGCAGUGGCCACAGGGGAGGAGGUGGAGUUCUUCCAGGAGGCCUGGAAGGAGAUUUUGGAUGCUUUGCAGCUGCCAAUGGCGACAGCCGAGGGGUUGCAGAAGUUCUUCCAAUUCCAAUGCGCCAAGAAGGGAACGGUGCUCUGGACUGUGGGCGAUGAGUCAGAUUUCGCAUUUCUGCUGGUCUCUGGUCACAUUGGCGUGGUGGAUGACUUCUGUCGCUUAGGCGAUGCCGAGUCCGAAUUCGUGGAGACCUGCGUGCGAGGACAUUGGGUCGGAGAACUGAACCUCUUCACAGGGGAAUCUCGCAAGAACAAGUUGCUGGCUACCGAAGACCUUUCUAUGUGGACCAUCACCAAGACAAGUUUGGAUUCCAUGCAGCAGAACGCGAUCAACCUGGCCUUUGCGUUUCAAUCGUUGGCGCUUCGCUUUGCUGCUCACAGGAUGGCCGUUGUCACGGUGGAAAAGUUGACGGGGGAGGCCUUUGAGUUUAUCGUUGAUUUGGAUGACCAGGUGCAUGCUCUCAAGACCCAGUUGGCCGAACGCGUUGCUGGGCGCAUUGCUGGGCGCGCUCAGAUCCCUGCGAUGUGUCAGCGCCUGACCUUGACAACGGAUGAAGUGCAGAUUCGUCACCUGGCAGGGGUGGGACAUCCCAAGAAGGCGCUGGGAAAUCCCAAGAAGGUGAGAUUCGCAAGCGUUCCAGGCUGGGACCGAGGGACUGGGACAGGUAUGCAAUCCUUGGUGGAUCUGGUCUCUCAAUCGACCUUAGGCAUCCACUGGUGCUCGGUGGAACUCGAAGAUCAGGCUUUCUUGGUGCAGACCUUCGCACAAAGCUGCGCGGAUUUCGAUGAGUACCAGAAAGACCUUCAGGCCCUGAAACAAUGGGCUCGGCCUCCAAUGGUGGUGAUGGAAAUCAUGCAUGCGCUCUUCUUUCUCUUGGCCGGUCCGACCUUGGGCAUUCAUCUGGAGGAGGCAGAUCCAAAUCGGAUCAGCGAUUGGAGGCGAUUGGCACCGAUGUUGAGAGAUUGGCCAACAUUUUUGAACGCAGUGCAGAACUGGGCAGAUGAUGUUUUGGACGGCCGCAUCAGCCAUGAGCAAGUGAUGAAGGCCAAGAUGGCCGUGGACAGCGUGCCGAUGGACACCUUGCCGAGCUAUUGUCGCUUCUCCACGCGCAUGGCUCGCUGGUGCUCAAGGGCUCUCAAGUUCUACCAGCAGGAGAUGCAGCGCUUUUCUCCCAGCGGAGCGACGGCGGAGCUCUUGGACUUGGCGCCCUUGUCCGUGUACCUGGAGGAGAAGAGUCGUAACAGGAUGAAUGUGAUGUGUGAUCUUGGACCUGUGUGGUCCGCCCUGGAGGUGUUUCCAGGGACUCCCGAUGAGUUGUUCUCGGGGCUUGAAGCCUUGAAAUGGAUAGGGACCAAGAGCCCGGAAAAGACGUUGAAGGUGUUGGCUCCAUAUCUGGUGAUGCAGUACUAUGCCAAGUCGCGCUUGCUUCGUGCCGCCGCCCUGGCGGCGGUCCGCAGCUUUGCCCCUUGCACCGAGCACGCAGAGCGGCUGCUGGCGGCGCUGCCGGAGUUUCCAGGCCCAGAUCCAGCAGUCCAACGACGCGGCGGCUUCCCACGGAAAGAGGCCUUGCUUGCAGUGGCUCAUUUGGGCUCCCUGGGACAUUUUCCAAGCCUGGAGCGGAUCAUCUCGUCUUUGAACAGCGGCGGGGCGGAGGAUCGAUGGGAAGCCUUCGAGCUCUUCGUGCGCUUAGAAGGGCACUGUGAUGCCGAAGCUGUCAUUGGAUGUUUGGAGGCCGCUCUCUUUGAUCCCAAGUUUCGUGAACAGCAACAGGAGCACCCCAGAUCUCAAGGGCCGCUCUAUGACAGCCUGAAGCUGACCAGUCAGCGACAUGACAAUGCAGCCCGUCAGUGCCUUCUGCGCCAUCUCGACGUCGACGUCGCAGUCUGGCAGCAGGCGCGGGCGGCCACAGCGGCCAGGUAUUUUGUGCGCGGAGAUGAUGUAGAGAUGAUGGAAGCUCUGGAGGCCUGCAUGCUUCGCUCGCAGAAGCUCUUGGCCGUAACCUGCGCUUCCGCGCUGAUCAGCCUUGCGGUGGAGACGUACUCGAAAGCGAUGCCGGUUAUCUGCGCGGAGCUGGAGAAGGGCUUGAGUGAGACGGACACGCACGAUGCGCUGGCGCAAGUCAUGGACCAUGGGCGAGAGGGGGACGAGCACAUCAUCCGGAGUCUCUUACGCUUCUUGAGGAAGGGAAAGCGUUUGCUGCGAAGCCCAGACUCUGCGAAGCUGCUGCGCAGCGCCUGGAACGGCUUGAAGAAAGAAGUGCUCUUCGCCCUGGCCUCGAAACUUGCGACGAAACCCUCCGGAGAUGGACCCGGACUCAGUGCCGCCUCCGCCUUCGCGCGGGAAUUCAUGGCCAUGGCGAAGAUGGGAGGAGUGGAUGACCGCAUCUUUCGUGAACUGGCCAGGGGCUUCCAGCUUCAGGGGGAGAGUCGACAACUUUGCAUGAAGACCUACCAGAACUUGGCCUCGCUAGCAGAAUACAAGGUGAUGGGUGUCCAAGUGCUCCUACAAGAAGCCAAAGAUGAGAACUCCUUGCAGACGUCGAGGAUUGCCGCGCUUCAAGUGCUCGUCGAUCUUGAUGCAGAGAUCACUGAGGAGAUGGUCUCGUUGUUGCUGGAGUUGGCGGAGUCAACGGAUGUGGCGCUGCGUGCUGCGGCGUUGAGAUGCCUCAGGCCCUGGCUGAAGUCGGAGACGUCCAUCUCUGAGUUCCUUCUCAAGCAGUUGCAGGACAAGGACUCAUCGAUCCGACUCGCUGCGUUGAAGUCCAUGGGGAAGCAACAGGAGUUCCAGGGAGCCUAUCUUCUUUGCCUGCAGGACGAUGCUUCUGACGUCGUUCACCUCGCACUGGAUCUGCUCUCAGAGUUUCCUUCCCGUCAAGAGGACCAUCCGAUCAUCCGAAAGGGUCAGAGCCGUCCCCCAUGGUGA
This is a messenger RNA of Cladocopium goreaui, 4827 nucleotides long. Lineage: Eukaryota; Dinophyceae; Suessiales; Symbiodiniaceae. The record is from the annotation of a GenBank genome assembly.